CUGCUACGUUUGGGUCUCGCUUUCCUGGGCUCGCUCCUCCCCGGGCCCUCCCAGCCGCUGACCAAGGCCAGCCCCUGGUGAAAAGCUUCUCAUCGGCCCAAACAUAUCCGCUUCCACGGGAUGGGGGACGAGGGGCAAGGUAGACCCACGACGGCGUUGCUGAUCCCUGGAAUCCCAGGCUUGGGGAAAAAACGCCCGCGGAGGAAGUGGAGUUGGGCUCAGCUGCUUAGCGCGCUGGGAGCCGGCGCCCCAGCGGCUCCGGACUUCAUUUCCCAGGAGGCCGCGCGCGCGCGACCGGAAGUGUAGCGAGCCUAUAAAAGGUGGAGGCGGCCCCGUCAGUUCUUUCUAGGGCGACGGCGUCAGGGCCUGAUCUGUUUCUGUGCUGCCUGGGAGAAUCCUUUCUGCCAAGGGAUUACAGAGCGUGGACUCGUUAGAUGGGGGUGGACCAACUGUGACCCACAGACCAAAUCUGGCUCGCCUGAAUGGUUUUUACAUUUUUAAACACCUGAAAAAAAUGAAAAGGGAAACUUUUUGUGACAUGUGAAAUGACAUGAAACUAAAGUUUCCGUGUCCAUAAAUAAAGUUUUUUUUGGCACACAGCUAUAUUAAUUUGUGAAGGUGUUGUCUAUGACUGCUCUUGUACUAUAUUAGCAGAGUUGGUGACAUGUUUGCGACAGAGACCACCUGGCCUGCAAAACCUAAAAUAUUUAGCAUUCUGGCCCUUCACAGAAGAGUUUGUUGUCUUAGAAUGGGGCUCCACAAAGCAAGGGCAGACUAGGGGACCACACUGUGAUAAGACUAAGUCCUACAAAUGUUAAAUGAUCUGCUCAACCUCUCUUCAUAAGAAUUAGAGCCCAGGCUGCCACCCUAUCAGUCUGCCACUAGGAUUAAAGAGGAAGAGAAAGCAGAAGUCUGGGGACAGCUGUGGGCCAUUGCCCAAUUCAAGGAGUGCCCGAUCAGAAUGGCUGUGGCAUGGUUUUAUGUGUCUGUCCUGUCACUGUCGUCCUUGGGCAUGAUAUGCAUCCUCUUUACCACCUAUUGGAUGUGGAGCUGGCACGGUGGCUUUGCAUGGAAUGGCACCAAGCUCACGUUCAACUAUCACCCAGUGCUCAUGGUUGCUGGCAUGGUGGUGUUCUACAGUGCUGCGUCGCUGGUGUACCGUCUGCCCCAGUCGUGGAUGGGAUCCAAGCUGCCCUGGAAAAUUGCCCAUGCAGCCCUGCACCUGGUGGCUUUCAUCCUGACCGUGCUGGGGCUCGUGGCUGUCUUUAAAUAUCACAACAAGGCAAAAAUCGCCAACCUCUACUCCCUGCACAGCUGGUUGGGCAUCACCACUGUCUUCCUCUUCACCUGCCAGUGGUCCCUGGGCUUUGCCACCUUCCUGCUGCCCUGGGCAUCCAUGCAGCUGCGCAGCCUCCUUAAACCCGUCCACGUCUUCUUUGGAGCCUCCAUCUUCUCUCUGGCCAUUGCGUCUGUCAUUUCUGGCAUUAAUGAGAAGCUUUUCUUCAGUUUGAAAAAUGCCACCAAGCCGUACUCCAGCCUGCCUGGUGAGGCAGUCUUCGCCAACAGCACUGGGAUGCUGGUGGUGAUCUUCGGGCUGCUGGUGCUCUAUAUCCUUCAGGCUUCGUCUUGGAAACGCCCGGAGGCGGGGAUCACGACUGAAAGACAGUCCCUGUUGCAUGAGAGAGAGUGAAGCGGGAAGGGGCCCCAGGAGCAGCCGGUGGUGUGGUCUGGAUUCCCCGCAGGAGCUCUGAUCUACCUGGGGCGCCCGUCUGGUUUCCGCAAGACUCAUUUGGGCUCCGGGCCCAAACCUGUCCUUCCCUCUGUGUUGGGCCUGCUGUCUCCAAUGUACUGCUCACCGCUUUUCUUGGUGGCUUUGGUGUCUGCACCCCUUCUUGGCAUUGGCCUCCGAGUGCCCCAUUUGCACAGGCCCCACCUUGCCGCGGCUGCUUGCAGCGCUCCUGAUGUCUGUCUAAAGUCAAGCAGAUUUCCCCUUUAGACCCCUCAGGACGUGGUGGGAAAUCCCGACAGCCCAGAUAAGCUGGGGCUCAAGUGCAAUCUAACGUGAAAGUGGGGGAGGUGAUGUUCACAAAUGCGUUUCGUUUAGGGAGUGCCACGGGGCAGGCUUCAUCUGCUGUGAUCUCCGUCGGGCCCACCUGGCUGUGAGGCUGGACUGGGACGUCGCGAGGUGAUGGAAGGAGAGGGGAGAGUGGUUGCAGAGCAGCCUCUGCAGAGGAGCUGAGGCGCUGUCGGCUCUUUGCUGCUGAUUCAUGUUGCUGCAUUGUGUGUCUGCGUCCACUGUGACUGUGUGGCUUCACCUCUUCUAGCUGCUACUACAGCUGGUGCCUGGAUCCCGGCCUGUCCCUGUGACUUACACACCUGUCAAUGUCAGGCAGCCCUAUGAACCCUGGUAACCUAUUCUCUCAAGUACAGACAACCUGUCCCCGACUGUCCCAACAGGGAUGAGCAGCAGGGCGCCUCAGACGUUUUACUUUCCCUCACUAGCGUAGGGCGUCCCUGCUUGUCCUGGGCAGGUUAAACCUUGCUCUCUUGACAGGGUCCUAGCCCCACUGAUUUUCACACUCCAGCCCACCAUGAGACGUGCCGAAGUUGUGUAUUGUGCCCAGCAGAGCUUAGGGUCAUGGCCAUCUUCAGAAGUGUUCCUUGCUGAGCAUCAGAGUGCCUCACCUGCCCCCAGAACAGCUGCUUGCCUGGCCAGACCCAGGCUCAUGCGUCCUGCCAGGCUGUGCGUUGUAGCUCUUCUUGAGGGGAAAUACCAGUGGGCACUUCGGCUUUUCCCGCCCCCUCCAAACAAGCUCGGCCAGGUCCCAGGCGCCACACUGCUGUGCUUAGAUAACAAGCAGCGUAACACCUGGGGUCCAAAGUGUACUUACUCCCGUGCUGGUAUCCGUGAGGCCAACUGGCCACCCCAACCCUACAUGGCCAGAUGCUGGCAGGAUGGCUAUAGCUAAACCUCCUUAGUGGCUGAAGCCUUCAAAACCAUUGGGAUGCCAAGUGCCUUGCUCACUUCCAGCCCUCCCACUUUCUACAUAGGUAGGCAUUUCACCCGUUUAUGAAGCCUGAUAUUCAUUAAACAUGUUUUUGAAAAAGC
Messenger RNA from Pteropus alecto (black flying fox), 3109 nucleotides. Its product is annotated as cytochrome b ascorbate-dependent protein 3. NCBI's taxonomy places the organism in Eukaryota, Metazoa, Chordata, Mammalia, Chiroptera, Pteropodidae. The transcript is spliced from 9 exons. Gene Ontology annotation, molecular function: oxidoreductase activity. Gene Ontology annotation, cellular component: lysosomal membrane. The coding region runs from base 962 to 1690 and encodes 242 amino acids. The record is from RefSeq and is a predicted model, not a curated record.